AAAGCACAAGAAUAUCCAACGGCUCACAUUGAAUCUCGCUCUUCCAUAAAAUGACCAUUUCUGUGUUUUUUUUUUUAAAACAGAAUCAUUCACUCCCAUUUUGCUACUUUCUCUCUCAAUCUCAAUUGAGGCAAUAGAAGAUGGCUGAUGCUGAGGACAUUCAACCCCUUGUCUGUGACAAUGGAACUGGAAUGGUCAAGGCUGGGUUUGCUGGAGAUGAUGCUCCACGUGCUGUAUUUCCCAGCAUUGUUGGCCGUCCUCGUCACACUGGCGUGAUGGUUGGUAUGGGCCAGAAAGAUGCAUAUGUUGGUGAUGAGGCUCAGUCCAAGAGGGGUAUUUUGACUUUGAAAUAUCCAAUUGAGCAUGGUAUUGUAAGCAACUGGGAUGACAUGGAAAAGAUCUGGCAUCAUACAUUUUAUAAUGAGCUUCGUGUUGCCCCAGAAGAGCACCCUGUACUUCUAACUGAAGCUCCUCUGAACCCCAAGGCUAAUCGUGAAAAGAUGACCCAAAUCAUGUUUGAGACCUUCAAUACUCCUGCUAUGUAUGUUGCCAUUCAGGCUGUUCUAUCCUUGUAUGCCAGUGGUCGCACAACAGGUAUCGUGUUAGACUCUGGUGAUGGUGUCAGCCACACAGUUCCCAUUUACGAGGGUUAUGCCCUCCCACAUGCCAUCCUUCGUCUUGACCUGGCUGGUCGUGACCUUACUGAUGCCUUGAUGAAGAUCCUCACUGAGCGUGGAUACUCUUUCACCACCACAGCUGAAAGAGAAAUUGUGAGGGACAUGAAGGAAAAACUAUCUUAUAUAGCUCUUGACUACGAGCAGGAGCUGGAGACCUCCAAAACUAGCACAACAGUUGAGAAGAGCUAUGAGCUGCCUGAUGGUCAGGUCAUCACCAUUGGUGCUGAGCGUUUCCGUUGCCCUGAGGUUCUCUUCCAACCAUCCAUGAUAGGAAUGGAAGCUGCAGGCAUUCAUGAGACCACUUAUAACUCCAUCAUGAAGUGUGAUGUAGAUAUCAGGAAAGAUCUGUAUGGUAACAUUGUGCUCAGUGGUGGUUCGACCAUGUUCCCUGGAAUUGCUGAUAGAAUGAGCAAGGAAAUCUCUGCACUAGCCCCAAGCAGCAUGAAAAUCAAGGUCGUUGCACCCCCAGAGAGGAAAUACAGUGUCUGGAUUGGUGGUUCUAUCUUGGCUUCACUCAGCACCUUCCAGCAGUGCAGAUGUGGAUUGCAAAGGCAGAAUAUGAUGAAUCUGGGCCAUCAAUUGUGCAUAGGAAGUGUUUCUAAAUGUUUCAAGAUUAGGAUUGUUGGAAGGGAAAAAAAUUACUUUUUUUGUUUAUUGGAAAGAAGGGGGUAGCUUGCCGCCCUUUCCAUUCAAGCUUUAUUGUCCUUCUAUGUUUUUGGAGUAAUGAAUUUGAGAAGGUGCCUAGUUGAUUUGCCAAAAAAUGGUCCAAUUCUUUCAUUUUUGUUAUUCUGAGAGGUUUUUCUUUUGACUCUUUUGCUCUGCAAUCUGUGCCCUAAAUCCCGUUUAUGGGUUUUGGUGGGUUCUUAAAUAAUUUACCACUAUGAGGUGGGUUUUUGGGA
Molecule: messenger RNA, 1576 nt
Organism: Ricinus communis (castor bean)
Lineage: Eukaryota; Viridiplantae; Streptophyta; Magnoliopsida; Malpighiales; Euphorbiaceae
Product: actin-1-like
Exons: 5
Coding region: 141-1349 (402 amino acids)
Cellular component (GO): cytoplasm
Source: RefSeq, a predicted model, not a curated record